CAUCUGCAUACAAUCCGCUGCUCGUCUAGCUUCUGAGAGGGAUCACAACCCUUUGGGAUCAUUGUCUUCACCCAGAAAGCUUCCAGACCCCCCUCCUCCGGUCGACUCUUUCGCCACCCAUCUCAGAACUCCGUAAAUAGAAUUUGAAUUAGGCAACGGUCUUGGGAAGAUUACCUGAAUUGUCUUGCAACUCGAGUCAUCACACGGCCAUAUGCAAUGGCCCAGUCCUUGCCUGAAGAUUCGUUCCCAACACCCCGAUCGGACUCUGCUCCAGAUUCGACUUCGGCCAUUAGCCCGAUCCAGCUGACAGCAUACCAUGGACCGGUAACGGAUCAAGCUGAAGGAUCCGGGUCGAGUCAAGCGGGACAGAGCAAUCAACAUCAUGGCAAGGGUGGACACGUGAGAUCUGCUACUGCCUCUUCGGAUGAGGAGGAUUCAGAGGAACAACAAGGUUCUGGACCAAAGAAGAAGCAUAGGAUUACUCUACCUCGUGGGAGAGCGUGUGUUGCUUGCAGAACUCGGAAACUACGAUGCACAGGGACCAAUCCUUGUGGAAUCUGUGAAAAAAAUGGGAUUCACUGUCGAUACGAAGAGAUUCAACGACGCAAGCCUCGAGCUGUCAUGCUGGAGGAACGAGUUGCCCAGCUCGAAGGGAUGCUUUUGGCGCGAGGAGAGACUUUACCGCCGACAAAGUUGAAACGUAAAAUCUCCAUCACCAACGUCGAGCCAUCAAUCCCACCCGAACCUACUUCUCUCACACCAGUGGGAGACGACAAUCGUACAUCUAUAUCUCAAGAAGCACCACGUACACCUCCUUCAUCGACUGGACAACGCGGUUCAGAUUCAGCUUCGGCCUCGGACCCGCCUUUGCCCAUCGAGAUUCCUCCACAUUCUCCCUUGGAACAGACCCUCAUCAAUGUCGUACUCCCACAUACACCGUAUCUACUGAUGCCUGUACACCCCCAACGGUUCUUGGCUCUUUUGUCUUUACCUGCGAGCGAUCCUGGACGCCCUCAUCCAGCACUCCUGUACAUCAUGUUUGCAGAUGCCGUCAGGAUCCUCGAGACGGAUACUCCAACCAAACCGCUCCCUCCUCCACCGCGCUCCAUCUUCCCCACUACUUAUACACCACCUAUGCCACCGUACAAUCCCAACGACAAGUGGGUCCUGCAACAUGUAACCGGCAUGUCAGAGACAUUUCUGGAACGAGCUCGAGUGGAAUUGGAUCGAGGGAUGCGCAAUGUUGAUCGUCUAUUUGAUCUCUGCCGAGCCACAGUUGGCAUCGCUCGACAUCUCAUAUCGCUUGGUCGAUUUAUCGAAGGAUACACCAUCCCAGUCUCGAGAUUGCUCAUAUCCUGCGGACUGCAUCGGCAAACCGGGGUUAUCGUUCCUCCUGAUGGCAUGACAUCUGCACCUGGUGAUCCUAUGCCUAGACCGUAUAGUUCGCCAUAUCAUUACCGACAAUCCUACGCAUUUACAGAAACAUCGUCCGGACACCCAGUACUACGGAUGAGACCCGUAGUCUUGCCACCUCCCAGAGACGAGAUCGAACUCGCUGAGCGAGUCAUGACGUUCUGGGCGGUUAAAUACCAGGAAUGGGAAAUGUCCAUAGGCUGGGGUUGGUCCUUGAGCUUGGCGGAUGAAGAAUGUACGACAAUGUGGCCUUGGGGAUGGGGAAGCGCAGAGAUUCGUCCACCUGCUUGGGGUCCAUAUGGUAUUGCGGACCUUUACGACCCGCACAGUCCGAUGCACUCGUCCCCCGUCCCUGAUACAACAUUCACACUUGCUGUCAAAUCCGUCGGUCUGCUCCAGCGAGCCAAUCAUCUCUUCGACCUCCCCAUCUCCAAUCAUGUCGAUCCCCGAACGCGUCGCCCGAGCCAUGUGCCCCCUCUCUCAGCUGUUCAGCAAGUCGCCACUGCACUUCAAUUGUUCCGAGAACGUAUCCCGAUCCCCUUCCGCGAUUUUGUCCCGAGUUAUGCCAUGGAUCCAUCAGAGGUGUAUGAUGGGCCCCAAGACCCAUGGUGGGUGGCAAUGCACGCGAAUCUUCUCUUGGCGGAAAUCAUGAUGUGGAAAGAGAUGGCGCAUCAUAAGCGAUCAGCAUACGAUCAAGCUGUCAGUUGUGCUCGUGCCAUGGUCACGUUGGUCAAGAGAUUGCGCCCUGAGAGUUAUGUCCAUAUGCCGCUCGUUGUAUCUCUCGACAUCUCCCUGGCGGCUCGGUUCUUGAACAAGGAGUCAUCUCGACUCUCAUCCCUUGGCCAUCCUCAACCCGCUGCGGAAGCUGCUCAAGAAGCUGAAUAUCUCCGCUCAACCCUUGCCAAUGAUAUGGCCAAAUGGGUCCCUAUGGCCAGUCUACACGCCAUGAUCGUUCAGCGAGUCAAAGAAGGCUGGCCAGAGAAGGAAGGAGAGUAUGAGAGGGUGUAAUAAUAAUAAAAUCCUUCGUGCAUACAUUUCAUCCGAGCUGGCCGGAAUUGUCCCGACAAAACGUAAGCCGAUGAC
Messenger RNA from Kockovaella imperatae, 2496 nucleotides. RefSeq lists its product as hypothetical. The coding region runs from base 217 to 2421 and encodes 734 amino acids. NCBI's taxonomy places the organism in Eukaryota, Fungi, Basidiomycota, Tremellomycetes, Tremellales, Cuniculitremaceae. The transcript is spliced from 7 exons. Gene Ontology annotation, cellular component: nucleus. Gene Ontology annotation, molecular function: zinc ion binding; DNA-binding transcription factor activity, RNA polymerase II-specific. The record is from RefSeq and is a predicted model, not a curated record. Gene Ontology annotation, biological process: regulation of DNA-templated transcription.